AUGCUCUUCAACAAGUCCAUCUUCGCCGUUGCCGUUGUGGCUCUGGCUAACGUCGUGACUGCCACUACCGUGCAGACCCCCGCCUGUGUUCUUAAGAUUAUCGGCAACCAACCCAACCCGGCCGACUCGAAGACUAUCUGCGGCUCGAAUGCCAGCAAGAUCCAGGCCGAUAUCUCCAAGAACUGUGCCGACAGCGAGGCCUCCCUGAAGUUCUUCACCAGCAACUGCGCCCAGCUCGGCCACAAAGUUGUGUCUGUUUCCACUACCUCUACUGGUACUUCUGAGAGCUCUACUGCCACUGGCUUCGUCACCGCUGCCUCCUCUGGCACUGCUGUUUCCGCCACCAAGACUGGUUCCUCCGCCGCCACUGGCACUGGCACUGGUUCCAGCUCUGCCGCUACCGGCACGGGAGCCAGUGCCAGUGCUGGUACUGGUACCGGCUCCGGUAGCGCCGCAUCCCCUAGUUCGACCUUCAACGCUGCUUCGUCCGAUCGUCAGUUCUCCGCGACCACCUUUGUUGCUGCCAUCUUCCUCGGCGCGGCUGCUUUGCUGUAA
This is a messenger RNA of Penicillium coprophilum, 555 nucleotides long. Its product is annotated as putative GPI anchored cell wall protein. The record is from RefSeq and is a predicted model, not a curated record. The transcript is spliced from 3 exons. NCBI's taxonomy places the organism in Eukaryota, Fungi, Ascomycota, Eurotiomycetes, Eurotiales, Aspergillaceae. Bases 1 to 555 code for a protein of 184 amino acids.